ACGGAUUAGUCGAUUCCUUUCCCCACCUUCGUAAGAACAGCCCGCCGAAGAGGCGGGACUAGGCAAGCACAGUAGGCGGUGCCUUCCGGUCAGGUUUGACACUGACGUGGAGGAGCCGCCGGGAGGGGGGUGGGUGGCCUCUGAGUGACAGGUGAAGAAGAAGAGAAGACCAGAGGCAGGUGGAUGCGGACGCUGAGCUCGAGCCAGGCGCUUCCGGUGAAGAAGAGGGCUGCCAAAUCCCCCUCCCUUUCUGAGGUACAUCAGGGCAAUCAGUAUCUCUCUCAAGUGGCCUUCAAUCAAUUGGAACAAUGUUUACAGACUUGGACUUUGACAUUGAGGAGGAUAAGCUGGGUAUACCCACUGUGCCUGGGACAGUGACCUUGAAGAAAGACAGUCAGAAUCUGAUUGGCAUCAGCAUAGGUGGAGGAGCUCAGUACUGCCCCUGCCUUUAUAUUGUUCAGGUUUUUGAUAACACUCCUUCGGCUCUGGAUGGAACGUUGGCAGCAGGGGAUGAAAUCACAGGUGUGAAUGGGAAGUCAGUCAGGGGGAAAACCAAAGUGGAAGUGGCCAAAAUGAUUCAGGUGGUGAAGGGAGAAGUGACGAUUCACUACAACAAACUCCAGGCUGACCCAAAGCAGGGCAAGACCUUGGAUAUUGUGCUGAAGAAAGUAAAACACCGCCUGGUAGAGAACAUGAGUUCAGGGACAGCAGAUGCUCUAGGGCUGAGCCGAGCCAUCCUCUGCAAUGAUGGGCUGGUGAAAAGACUGGAAGAACUCGAGAGGACUGCAGAGCUCUACAAAGGCAUGAUGGAACAUACAAAAAGUCUUCUCAGAGCUUUCUUUGAACUGUCUCAAACUCACAGAGCAUUUGGUGAUGUUUUCUCGGUUAUUGGUGUACGGGAACCUCAGCCAGCUGCCAGUGAAGCAUUUGUGAAAUUUGCAGAUGCGCAUCGCAGCAUUGAAAAGUUUGGAAUCCGCCUUCUGAAAACCAUCAAACCGAUGCUGACAGAUCUGAACACUUACCUUAACAAAGCCAUUCCUGAUACACGACUAACCAUCAAGAAGUAUUUGGAUGUCAAAUUUGAGUAUUUGUCUUACUGUCUCAAGGUGAAGGAGAUGGAUGACGAAGAAUACAGCUGUAUUGCACUGGGAGAACCUCUCUACAGGGUCAGCACAGGGAAUUAUGAGUAUCGCUUAAUCCUGCGCUGCCGCCAGGAGGCACGGACACGCUUUGCCAAGAUGAGGAAAGAUGUGCUAGAGAAGAUAGAGCUGCUAGACCAGAAACAUGUGCAAGACAUCGUCUUCCAGCUUCAGCGCUUUGUUUCUACAUUCUCCAAGUACUAUGACGACUGCUAUGCUGUUCUGAGAGAUGCAGAUGUAUUCCCUAUUGAAGUGGAUCUAGCUCGAACCACUCUGAGUUAUGGCCAGAAAGAUGUCUUCACGGAUGGAGCAGAGGAGGAAGAAGAGGAAGGUGGAGGUGGAGAAGGCAACAGGAAGGAGGAAGAGAAUGGUGAGAAACUCAUUGAUGAUGCUUGAGCUCAUGGACAUGGGAAGGUGGAAAAAUCACUGCAGAGACUUAUAAAUUAUGUUUCUCUAGGCACUAUGUCCACAGUGACUUUUCUGUCUGCAAGAGCCCACCUAAGGAGUUGAAAGUCUCUGGAUAUGGGUGCUUGCGGAUGGCUUGCAUCUCAAGUGCUUGAAAGCAAUCCCAUGUCUAAAACAAUUCCCUCCUUCCUUGUCUUUUCCCCAAAUCCCAUCGCCCAUCUGUGAAGCUGAGAGAAAGGAGCUGACUACGUGGGAGUACCCUUUAGCUCUCAUCUUAGUGUGGCUCCCUGCACAGAGGGACCAUCACUUGAGUGUGCAGGACACAUAUUUCCACUAGCCAUUUCUGUAAUAUUUUAUUUAAUAUGACCAGCCUUGUCUUCAAGUAUAUUAGCUGGGUUCAUUGAUAAAAUCAUUUCAGGCUCCUCCUUCAAGGAGGGGGAGAAUGGCUUGAGGGUAUUUGAUUUAUCCCUCUUCUAAUCUCCACUACUGUCAUUAAAUGAGUAUCAAAAUAAGAAUGUGUCCCAUACCUACCACUGGCCAUGUCCCACCUCAGAUAAGAAGGAAAGCAAGACAGACAAGCCUUGGAGAAACUAAACAGUGCUUAGAAGGACAUCCAGAGAAGAAUCAUCUGGUCUCUAUAAUUACUUAUCAAUACGGAUAAGUGAUAUGAACCCAGUCGUGGGGGGUUAGAUUACCUUAGCCAAUGAUCCCAGUCUCUGAUGCUUUUCAGUUGCAAAGACUCAUGGCUGGCUUUAACCAAAUAUGGUCCUUAAGGGAUUACACAGCCUGCCUUGUAGAGCUCUUUGCAUCUCUUCUAAAGCCUUAUGUGGUAUUUAACAAGCUAUUAGAUUUGGAAGCCUUGCAUACAGAGGGGGGAAAUGGUGCUUGUGGAAGGAGGCCUUAUGCCCUGAGGUGGCUGGUCAAUUUGACUGUUUGAAGCAUUAAAGUUCUCAGCACCUACACUUUUACUUUUAUUAUUCAUGGAAUGCUGCUCCUGGGAACAAAGAACCUAUUGUAAACCUCCCCCCCUCCCUUACAUAAAGCCCUUCUGGGGGAAAGGGGGAAACAGUCUUUGGAGGUCUUCUAGUUCUCUAGCACUUUAGGAUUCUAAUGAUAUUGGGUGGCAUUCUGUCCUAAUUAGUAACAGUGAUCUUCUGAUAAGGAGUAUUGGCGAUCUCUUCCUUACAUAUUGAUUGAGUCUGCUGGCAAAGAGAAAAGCUGUAUAAAGGGCAUUAAUUUGACACACCCCCUCAGUAUCCCUUUCUGUGUGAAUGGCCAGCAAAAGGCUUGUGAUUCCAGGGCUUUUACAUGUCAGGUGGCAUGACUAAUAAAUAAAAAUGUGAACCUUC
Molecule: messenger RNA, 2893 nt
Organism: Heteronotia binoei (common prickly gecko)
Lineage: Eukaryota; Metazoa; Chordata; Lepidosauria; Squamata; Gekkonidae
Gene: PICK1
Product: protein interacting with PRKCA 1
Exons: 13
Coding region: 309-1535 (408 amino acids)
Biological process (GO): receptor clustering; dendritic spine maintenance; positive regulation of receptor internalization
Cellular component (GO): postsynaptic early endosome; postsynaptic density; neuron projection
Molecular function (GO): phospholipid binding; protein domain specific binding; protein kinase C binding
Source: RefSeq, a predicted model, not a curated record